This is a messenger RNA of Hippopotamus amphibius kiboko, 2951 nucleotides long. RefSeq names its product fibrinogen alpha chain (gene FGA). Lineage: Eukaryota; Metazoa; Chordata; Mammalia; Artiodactyla; Hippopotamidae. Gene Ontology annotation, molecular function: extracellular matrix structural constituent; signaling receptor binding. Gene Ontology annotation, biological process: positive regulation of peptide hormone secretion; platelet aggregation; protein polymerization. The transcript has 6 exons. The record is from RefSeq and is a predicted model, not a curated record. Gene Ontology annotation, cellular component: fibrinogen complex. The coding region runs from base 47 to 2794 and encodes 915 amino acids.
UUUCAGCUGGCGUGUUCCUCUAGAGCCAGCCCCACCCACGGCAGAGAUGUUGUCCGUGAGGGUGGUCUGCCUGGUCCUGAGUGUGGUGGGCGGAGUUCAGGCGGCAGAUAAGGCUGAAGGUGAAUUUAUCGCUGAAGGAGGAGGUGUGCGUGGCCCAAGAAUUGUGGAUAAACCUCAAUCUGCCUGCAAAGAGUCUGGCUGGCCCUUCUGCUCUGAUGAAGACUGGAACUACAAAUGCCCUUCAGGCUGCAGGAUGAAAGGGUUGAUUGAUGAAGUCAAUCAAGAUUUUACAAACAGAAUAAAUAAACUAAAAAAUUCACUCUUUGAUUAUCAGAAGAACAAUAAGGACUCUAACACACUGACCAGGAACAUAGUGGAUAUUUUGAGAGGGGAUUUUGCCAGCGCUAACAACAAGGAUAAUACAUUUGGCCAAGUGUCAGAAGAUCUGAGAAGCAGAAUUGAGAUCCUGAAGCGCAAAGUUAUAGAACAAGCACAGCAUAUCCACAUUCUGCAGAAAAAUGUCAGGGAUCAGCUGAUAGAAAUGAAACAACUGGCGGUGGACAUUGAUAUUAAGAUCCGAUCUUGCAAAGGGUCAUGCAGUAGGGCUUUAGACCACAGGGUAGAUCUUGAGGACUAUAAAAAUCAGCAGAAGCAACUUGAACAGGUUAUUGCCAUAGACUUAUUUCCUGCUAGAGAUACUGAAUACUUACCACUGAUAAAAAUGAAGCAAGUUCCAGGCCUGAUUGCCAAAGAGUACAAGAGCCAGAUUCCGGAGGUUAUCCCAGAGUGGAAGGCAGUGCUGGAAAUGCAGCAGACCAAAAUGGUGUUAGAGUCAUCUGGUGGAGAUGGGCACACCAGAGGAGACACUACACCUCAUGGAACAGGCUUAACACCAGAAAGCCCCAGGAAACAUGGAACCGGUAGUGCUGGAAAUGUGAACCCUGGGAGCUACGGACCUGGAGGUGCUGGCACCUGGAAACCUGGACGCCCUGAGCCCGGAAGUGCUGGCACCUGGAGCUCUGGACACCCUGAGCCCGGAAGUGCUGGCACCUGGAGCUCUGGACACCCUGAGCCCGGAAGUGCUGGCACCUGGAGCUCUGGACGCCCUGAGCCCGGAAGUGCUGGCACCUGGAGCUCUGGACGCCCUGAGCCCGGAAGUGCUGGCACCUGGAGCUCUGGACGCCCUGAGCCCGGAAGUGCUGGCACCUGGAGCUCUGGACGCCCUGAGCCCGGAAGUGCUGGCACCUGGAGCUCUGGACGCCCUGAGCCCGGAAGUGCUGGCACCUGGAGCUCUGGACGCCCUGAGCCCGGAAGUGCUGGCACCUGGAGCUCUGGGCGCCCUGAGCCCGGAAGUGCUGGCACCUGGAGCUCUGGGCGCCCUGAGCCUGGAAGUUCUGGCACCUGGAGUUCUGGAAGUUCUGGAUCUGGAAAUUUUAGGCCAGAUGGCUCAGUGCAAGGGAACCUCAGGCCUUCCAACCCAGACUGGGGCUCAUUUAAAGAGGUGUCUGGAAGUGUAAGUUCAGGGACAAAGGAAGAGGCCCACACAGGUAAACUGGUCACUACUAAAGGGGAGAAAGAGCUUCUGACUGGAAGUGAGAAGGUCACCUCUGGUCAAAUAACCACUCGUCGUUCAUGCUCUAAAACCAUUACAAAGACUGUUACAAAUGCCGAAGGUCACACAGAAACGACCAAAGAAGUGAUAAACUCUGAAGAUGGUUCUGGCUGUGAUGAUGCAGGUUUAGACUUGCACCAUACUUUGUCUGGCAGGGGUAGCCUAGAUGAAUUCUUUAGUAAGCAUGAUGAAUUUUUCCCCCCUUUAAGACAGUUGCAUCCUACGGGAUCAGAAUCUGACAUUUCAGGCGUAGGGGGACUCGGCUUUCACCUCCCUGAGGUCCCUUCCAGUGGUAAAACUUCAAGUCACAGCAAACAAUUUGUAAGCUCUAGCACGACUAUCAACAGAGGAGGCUCCACAUUUGAAAGCAAGGGCUAUAAAAUAACAGAUGAGGCUGAAAGUGAAGAGGACCUUGGCUUCAAAGGAGCACAUGCCACCAAGAGAGACCAGGCUAAAGUUCGCUUUUCUAGAGACUGUUAUGAUGUCCUCCAAACACAUCCUUCAGGUGCCCAAAGUGGCAUUUUCAAUAUCAAGCUACCAGGAUCCAGUAAGAUUUUUUCUGUUUAUUGCGAUCAAGAGACCGGUUUGGGAGGAUGGCUUUUGAUCCAGCAAAGAAUGGAUGGUUCACUGAAUUUUAACCGGACCUGGCAAGACUACAAGAAAGGUUUCGGCAGCCUAAAUGACAAGGGAGAAGGAGAAUUCUGGCUAGGCAAUGAACACCUCCACUUACUAACCUUGAGAGGCUCUGUCCUUCGGGUUGAAUUAGAAGACUGGGCUGGGAAAGGGGCUUACGCAGAAUAUCACUUGAGGGUAGGCUCUGAGGCAGAAGGCUAUGCCCUGCAGGUCUCCUCCUAUGAGGGCACAGCAGGUGAUGCUUUGAUUGAGGGUUCCGUGGAGGAAGGGACAGAGUACACAUCUCACGCCGGCAUGCAGUUCAGCACCUUCGACAGGGAUGCAGAUAAGUGGGAAGACAACUGUGCUGAAGUCUACGGAGGAGGCUGGUGGUACAACAACUGCCAAGCGGCCAAUCUCAAUGGCAUCUACUACCCUGGGGGCUCCUAUGACCCCAGGGACAACAAUCCCUAUGAGAUUGAGAACGGAGUGGUCUGGGUCCCUUUCAGAGGUGCAGAUUAUUCCCUCAGGGCUGUUCGCAUGAAAAUCCGGCCCCUCGUGACAGCAUAGGCCGAAGGAGUGGAAGUGAGAGCACUCCGUUUCUUUGUUUAGUGAAGAGGAAGAAAAAAUAAGGACGAGAUAAGAGUGGAGAUUCUUUGCAGCCUACUAAAAAUUCUCAGGUGCUAUUUUAUUAUUCUUUGUACUGUAGCUAAAUGUAACAGACAUA